AUGUCCAUAUUCCCAUACAUCUACUACAUGAUCGAAUCCUUCCACAUCACCGACGAUAGCAAUCGAAUCGCCCUCUACGCCGGUCUGGUGACAUCCGUCUUCGCAGCCGCAGAAUGUCUCGGUGCGGGAUUCUGGGGAAAUCUAAGCGAUAGAAUGGGUCGGAAACCCAUUUUGCUCACUGGGCUGGCUGGUACGGGCAUCAGCAUGCUGAUGUUUGGUUUCGCACCCAACCUACCCAUAGCCCUUUUCGCAAGAGCUGUUGGAGGAGCCCUCAACGGGAAUAUUGGCGUUCUUCAAACAACCGUGAAUGAGGUGGUCAAGGUCGAGGCGCACCAGGCACGCGCCUAUGCUAUCAUGCCCACUGUUUGGUGCAUGGGAGCAUUCAUAGGAGCAGGUCUAGGAGGCGCACUCGCCGACCCCGUGCGGAACUACCCAUCGGUAUUCCAGCCAGGUACCGUUUGGGAGAAGUUCCCAUACCUUCUGACCAAUCUGGUUUGCACCGGUGUUGUGGUCUUCAGCAUGGUGGUAGGCAUUUUGUUUCUGGAAGAGACGCAUGAGGAUAUCAAGGACAAAAGAGAUGUUGGACUGGAGAUCGGCAACUGGAUCUUGAGUCCCUUCACCCGAACGACAGCCGCAAGGAUCUCGAGCCGCAAAGGUGACUUGUCUGAAGAGACCGUUAUGCUCAUCGACGAUCUGCCACCAGACUACAGCAGUACGGCGUCUUCGCCAGAACUUUGUCCGACUUCUUUGGCUGGUUUGCCUCCGCCCGCCUAUCGCUCCAUCGAUUGCUCUCCACGCAGUUCCGUCGCAGAUUCCGAUCUUGAGGCCGAUUUGGCACGCGAUGUGGAAGAGGCGCUCAAUCGUACAGAGCAGAACCACAAAGCGGCCGCUGCCAAAAGCAGUGCUUUCACCAAGCAAGUGAUGUUGAACAUUACAGGAUAUGGUAUCCUUGCAUAUCACACCAUCUCUGCGGAGCAACUUUUGCCAGUUCUCCUCAGCAUGCCAAAGUCUGAUACGCCUCCGUCGCUGCCCUUCAAGUUCACUGGCGGCUUUGCCAUGUCUACCAAAUCCAUUGGCGGUAUUCUAUCGAUACAAGGCAUCAUCCAGAUGAUCGCCACUAUCAUCAUAUUUCCAAUCAUCAACCGCAAGAUCGGGAGUCUCUGGACCUACCGAUCGGUAGUGAUGCUCUACCCGCUUCUGUACUUCUUGGUUCCGUACAUCUCUCUGGCACCGGACUCGCUCAAAAUGCCUUUGAUCUACAUUGCGCUUGUCUGGAAGGUCACCGCACAAGCAUUUGCAUUCCCGUCCAGCAGCAUCAUGUUGGCAAACUCUGCGCCCUCAAGCAAGGUACUUGGAACUCUCAACGGAGCAGCCGCGUCUGCAGCGAGUGCCUGCCGAGCCUUCGGACCCACAGUUUCCGGCCUGCUACAAUCCGCAGGUCUUUCCAUCGGAACUCUUGGGCUACCUUGGUGGGUCAAUGUACUGGUUGCCGCCAUUGGUGCCGUCAUUAGCAUGCUCAUGGUUGAGGAGAAACGCCGGGUAUUCGAGUCAGAGAAGGAGGCCCCGGUGGAACUCCCUCUUGCAUCAGAUGUUGCUGGCAGCACUGAAUUCGGAUCUGGCAUGGUUGCCGCCGCAGAAACGUCCAACUCGCAUGAGAACCUCCUCACCGCACCCGAUUCACCUCUCCUCUCAAGGAUAUCACUGGACAUCCGAAGACACUCUCGUCGCGACAGCACUCUAUAA
Messenger RNA from Ramularia collo-cygni, 1743 nucleotides. Its product is annotated as related to permease of the major facilitator superfamily. Bases 1 to 1743 code for a protein of 580 amino acids. NCBI's taxonomy places the organism in Eukaryota, Fungi, Ascomycota, Dothideomycetes, Mycosphaerellales, Mycosphaerellaceae. Gene Ontology annotation, molecular function: transmembrane transporter activity. The transcript is spliced from 2 exons. Gene Ontology annotation, biological process: transmembrane transport. The record is from RefSeq and is a predicted model, not a curated record.